This is a messenger RNA of Anoplophora glabripennis (Asian longhorned beetle), 1140 nucleotides long. RefSeq names its product protein Wnt-11b-2-like. The transcript has 4 exons. Gene Ontology annotation, cellular component: extracellular region. The record is from RefSeq and is a predicted model, not a curated record. Lineage: Eukaryota; Metazoa; Arthropoda; Insecta; Coleoptera; Cerambycidae. Gene Ontology annotation, biological process: multicellular organism development; cell fate commitment; neuron differentiation. The coding region runs from base 1 to 1140 and encodes 379 amino acids. Gene Ontology annotation, molecular function: frizzled binding; cytokine activity.
AUGUCUGGCUUCAUGUCUUUACCAAAAUCUAAAUCAAUUUACAGGUCCCUUCAACAUUCCCAUCUUCACUGGAACCUUUCGUCCAUAAACAAUAACCCAGGAAGAGGCAUACGGUCCGGGGUGAGGUCUCCUUGUACUCUUGCUCGCAGGAGGUACGGACUGGUGAAAAUUCAGGCCAAGCUUUGCAGGAGCACUAUGGAGGCGAUGCCCCACGUCCAGAACGCCGCCAUGUUGGCCUCGGAAACCUGCAGGAACGUGUUCAAACACAGAAGGUGGAACUGUUCCUCGAUUGUCACAGCUCCAUAUCUCACACCAGAUUUAACCAGAGCCACACGAGAACAAGCGUACGUUUACGCCAUCAGCUCGGCGGCGCUGACUUUCACGAUGGCCCGUGCAUGUUCCAGCGGGUCCCUGUACCACUGCACGUGUGCCAGCAAGCCCAGCAGCCCCACGAACGGGCAGUUCCAGUGGGGUGGGUGCGGGGAUAACAUCAAAUGGGGGACGCAGUUCGCCAAGCGGUUCAUUGACAACGUGGAAAAGUACACGCUGGAGAAGAGCGGGACGAAGGCGAAGAGGCAUAGCGGCAAUGGGAAAACUGAGGAAGGAGAGAAGAUGGUAACAAACGAGGUGGCCGCCGUUAACUUGCACAACAACAGGGUAGGCAGAAAGGUAAUGGCUGAAAGCCUACAAACGCAGUGCAAGUGCCAUGGCGUUUCCGGAUCCUGUAACAUAAAGACUUGUUGGAAAGCACUUCCACCUAUGUUGGUGAUUGGUCAAAAGAUUCUCCAAAAAUACACUAACGCUAUUGAGAUCCCGAAGGCUUCGCUGGAGAAGGGUUUGCCAGAAAGCGGGUCCAAGAAAAAUAAGAACAAAUCUCUCAAAUCUCAGCAACUGAUUUAUCUUUCAAAGUCGCCUGAUUAUUGUACAAAAGACGAGAAGCUGGGCAGCUUUGGCACCGUGGGAAGGCAAUGUAACGUGACCUCCAACGGUCUAGAGAGCUGCAGGCAGCUUUGUUGUGGACGGGGAUACAGAACUGUUGUGGAUGAAAAAAUUGAGCGGUGUCAGUGCAAGAUCUACGGCUGUUGCUACGUUAAAUGCAAGAUAUGUAGAAUGAUGACUCAAGUUUAUGAAUGCUUAUAA